Molecule: messenger RNA, 447 nt
Organism: Ectocarpus siliculosus
Lineage: Eukaryota; Phaeophyceae; Ectocarpales; Ectocarpaceae
Source: the annotation of a GenBank genome assembly
AUGACAGCCCUCGUUGACGCGCGCAAGAGGACCACCGUCAAUAAGUGGGCCAACGCCUACGACGACAGGACGUCAGAGUACGGAGGCUGCGACCCCGACGGCUGCAAGGCCUCCCUCACGCGCGACCAGAGCUGGCAAGACGAGUCCCGCUGGAGCUGCAGCGAGAAGCUCGAAGACGCCCAGUGCAAGAUCACGUACAAGUUCGAAGAGCCCCAAGACAUCGUGCGCAUCAAGAUCAAGUUCUACAAGGGGGACGAGCGCGUCCGGACCCUGAAGCUCAAGGGCAGCGACGGGUUCGAGAAAACCAUCACCUCUAGCGGAACUUCCAGCAAGUACGAGACGUGGGACAUCAACACCGACGAGACGAAGUGGUUGAGCAUGGAGGCGCUGAACCUCGACGACGACGAGUGGAUCAGCAUCACCGAGGUGCGGUUCAUGGUCGACUAA